Menidia menidia (Atlantic silverside) is the source of this 3040-nucleotide messenger RNA. The record is from the annotation of a GenBank genome assembly. NCBI's taxonomy places the organism in Eukaryota, Metazoa, Chordata, Actinopteri, Atheriniformes, Atherinopsidae.
CUCCACCCUCUUGCUCGAAAAAAAAAUAAUGUGAUCAACAUGCCAGGGGAGGCUCAUCCAAUGAAAAAGUGGGAGUGCUGGGCCCUGUGAGCCUAUUGGCUGCCAUGACACUAAGCAGACUGAGGGAAGAGUCUGCAGAUCAGGGAUUAGGGGCGGGUGGGUCUUUAUGCAUGCUGAAUUGUGUUGCCUCAGUGCAGGAGGCCUUGUUCUCGCUUUACACUGGAGGACCCAAACAGGCCGGCAGGGACUCCUGAUUUACCCGCUUGCUGACUUACCCUCAGAUGACAUAGGCCCGUCGACAUCUGUCCUUCCACAAUGGUUGUUCCUGAAUCCCAGGACAAAAUGUAUUACCCUCCUGACGACCUGCAGAGAGAUGCUCACGUACCUGAUUUUAAAUCCUAUUUAGAAAUGUACAGGAAGUCGUUGGAGAAUCCAGAAGCUUUCUGGAAGGAGAUUGCAGAUGAGUUCUUUUGGAAGAAGCCAGCAACAGGACCGAUGCUGCAGUACAACUUUGAUGUGACGAAGGGCAACAUAUACAUCAAGUGCAUGGAAGGGGCCAAAACCAACAUAUGCUAUAAUGUCUUGGACAGGCAUGUCAAGGAGGGGAACCUCGGUGAAAAGGUUGCCUAUUACUGGGAGGGAAACUCACCCGACCAUCACAUGACCAUCACCUACGGCCAACUGCUGGACCAAGUCUGCCGCUGUGCUAACGUUCUCAAGCAAAUGGGGGUGAAAAAGGGAGACAGGGUGUCUAUCUACCUGCCCAUGAUCCCAGAGCUGGUCCACACAAUGCUGGCCUGUGCCAGAAUAGGAGCAGUUCACUCCAUCGUGACAGAGCCGGACGGGCUCAGCCAACGCGGCGGGUCCAGAGUCCUCGGUGACCAGAUUCAUAACCCUGAAACCUUACGCUCCGUGAACUACGAGGCUUGGCUGGAGAAGGGGAGUCCUGCAGGGAAGGCAGAAAAUGGCAGUCAUUUUGCAGGUUUCUCCUCUGAGUCUCUGUGUGAGAGGAUUGUUGAUGCCCAGAGCAGCGUUCUGGUGACUGCAGAUGGUGUUUACAGAGGAGAGAAGCUGAUCAACCUGAAGCAGAUUUCAGACGAGGCUUUGGAGAAGUGCAGGGAAAAAGCAUCUUCCAUAGUCACCAAAUGCCUGGUUGUCAGGCACCAUGCACUGAGGACAAAAACCGGGACCUCCCACAACAAACUGCAGACCCCCUGGGACGCAGAGCGGGACGUGUGGUGGGACGAGGCCAUGAGGGACUCUCCUGAAGACUGUGAGCCCGAGUGGCUGGAGGCCGAGGACCCGUCCUUCAUCCUCUACACCAGCGGCUCCACGGGAAAACCCAAAGUAGGACACAGGCCUCCCGAGGAGGCCCUGAGACCAAACCUUGGGCACGAAUCCUGUGUGGUUUUUCUAGAGGGUCUUUCUCUUGUUUGUGAUCUUGUGUAUGGCUCUCCUCAGGGGGUCGUGCACACGGUCGCCGGCUAUCUGCUCUACACGUCGCUGACCUUCAGGUGCGUCUUCGACCAUCACCACGACGACGUCUACUGGUGCACGGCGGACAUCGGCUGGAUCACCGGCCACUCCUACAUCACCUACGGCCCGCUGGCAAACGGCGCCACCAGCGUCCUCGUGAGUCCCGGUGGAGGCGCUGAGGCUUCUCCAGCAGGAGAGGACAACUUCACCCUGUUCAUUUUGUGUUUCGAAGGCAUCCCCGUCCACCCUCAUGUCGGCAGGUUCUGGGAGAUCAUUGAGAAGUACAAAGUAACCAAGUUCUACACGGCCCCCACAGCCAUCCGCCUGCUGAUGAAGUACGGGCAGGAGCCGCUCCAGAAGUAUGACCUCUCCAGCCUGAAGAUCCUGGGCACCGUGGGAGAGCCCAUCAACCCCGAGGCGUGGCAGUGGUACCACGAGGUGGUCGGCCAGGGCAGGUGUCCUGUGGUGGACACGUUCUGGCAGACCGAGACGGGUGGCCAUGUGUUGACUCCUCUGCCUGCUGCCACACCGCUGAAACCAGGCUCUGCCACCUUCCCUUUCUUCGGGGUCGAGCCGACCAUCCUCAACGAGCACGGGGAGGAAGUGGAGGAUGAGGUGGAGGGUUAUCUGGUUUUCAAAAGGCCCUGGCCAGGAAUAAUGCGCACUGUGUUCAAAAACCACGAGCGCUUCGAGAACACCUACUUUAAGAAGUUCCCAGGCUUUUACGUGACCGGCGAUGGCUGCAAGCGGGAUAAAGACGGUUAUUUUUGGAUCACUGGGAGAAUAGAUGACAUGCUCAACGUGUCAGGCCACCUGAUGAGCACGGCGGAGGUGGAGGCGGCCCUGAUGCUCCACCCGGCUGUGUCGGAGGCAGCCGUGGUGAGUCGGCCUCACAAGGUGAAGGGAGAGUGUCUGUACUGCUUUGUCACUCUCAAAGACAGCAGGGAGUUCCACAACACGCUGGUGGAGGAGCUGAAGAGACUGGUGAGGGAGAGAAUCGGACCAAUCGCCACGCCGGACUUCAUUCAAAAUGCCCCCGCUCUGCCCAAGACCCGUUCAGGGAAGAUAAUGAGGCGGAUCCUCCGGCAGAUUGCCCGCAACGACAAGGACCUGGGGGACCUCUCCACCCUGGCCGACCCCAAGGUGGUGGAGGUGCUGUUCAGCCAGAGGAGCGAGGCUGCGGCCUAACAAACGCCCUCAGCUUUUUAUACCGUGACUAUGCAACGUUACUGAUGAAAACCCUCCCCCCCCGGACCUUUGGACUGAACGUUAGGGCCCCGGGCGGAGACAUUUAAGCAGUGGAAAUAACAUCCAAUGGUUAUUUUUUGUUGUUGUGCUUGGGCCAAAAUGCCAGGCCCUCGGGUCCGAGCUUUUACUGGAUGAAGAAGAGAUGCUUUCUGUCCGUUCGAAUGUUGGAAUUUAGAGGUCCGCUUUGCAAAGCCUGUUCCUGACUGGUGCCUGCUGUAUAUUUCGAUGCUGUGAGACAUUUCUAUGACCCGAGAAUAAAGCGUAGAAGCAGCCUCCCUCCUUUGUUCCGUUCGGUUUCCAAACAGAGCGGCUGAAU